Corvus hawaiiensis (hawaiian crow) is the source of this 3018-nucleotide messenger RNA. RefSeq names its product alpha-fetoprotein-like. The record is from RefSeq and is a predicted model, not a curated record. Lineage: Eukaryota; Metazoa; Chordata; Aves; Passeriformes; Corvidae. Bases 219 to 2312 code for a protein of 697 amino acids. The transcript is spliced from 17 exons. Gene Ontology annotation, biological process: transport. Gene Ontology annotation, cellular component: blood microparticle; cytoplasm.
CAGCAGCGGCGGCAGCGGCCUCGCGUGUUUUUCCAGUUCCGCGUUGGGCGUGGGGGCAGCGGCAGCUGCAGCCCGGAGCAGAGUCUGCGUUGAGAAGGACAAGGACCAAGCACCAUCUGCAGCCGUACCCAAGACUGGCACAAAGUGUUCUUGAACCACUUCAGCGUUCCCUGAAGAGUUUUGGAGUUGAUUUUGUUCCAAGCUUUGUAGACAUUUUGAUGGUAAUUAUCAAUGCUGCAAAAAUGUGCGUGGGGUACCUCAUUCAGCCUUUCCCCAUGACUCUUUGGGAGCUGGGAGCAGGAGAGAGCUUAUACAGCAAGGAGGAGUGCAGAAAUAACAGGAUAACAGCUGAACUUGGGAUUUUCCAGUCACUGAUCGGUUCCAAAGUCGCCUUCUGCACAGCAAUCACCUUUGAGCAAUUUAUAAAGCAAGCUCACCCCAAGUCCCUGCCAAAAUCUGACAGAAUGAAUUGGAGAACAAUCCUUUAUGCUGUUUUAUUGGUGAGCCUUACAGUAGCCAAAGCCCUGCCUAGAACUUCUCGGGAUGUAGAGGGAAAAACAAGCAUUGGUCAACGUUUUUCUCAGCUGCACGAGAACAACUUUAAAGCCAUUGCUCUGAUCAUGUUUGCCCAGUACGUGCCAGGAGGGACGUUCAGGAGAGCAGCCGGGAUGGCCGAGCGGGUCACAGACCUGGCCAGAAGCUGUGCGGCGGCAGCCAGGGACAGCCCCGACUGCCUGAAGCCUCUGGACAGGAUUUUCUUUGAUACAAUAUGCCAGGAGAAAAACCUUCCCAGGAUUGCUGACUGCUGUGCUAAAGAGGAUUCUGAAAGAAAUGACUGCUUCCUCUCCCUGAAAAAUUUCUCGCAAGGCUUCAUCCCUCCUUUGCAAAGGCCAGAUGCCAAAGCUGCCUGCAGAAACUACUCACAGCAUCAGCAACCAUUAACAGCAUAUUUUACUUACGAAGUUUCCAGAAAGCAUCCCUUCCUGCCUGCCCCAACAAUCCUGUCAGCCGCUCUCCGGUAUGAGGAGAUGAUGAAGAGGUGCUGCGGAGGUGCAGAAGGCCCCUCUUGGCACCUGGAGGAAUGCUUCCAGACACAGACACCGAAGGUGGUGAAGCCAGUAAGAGAAAAUGCCCUGAGGCAGGAACACACAUGUGGAAUCCUGAAGAAGUUUGGAGAAAGGACCUUAAAGGCUCUGAAACUUACCCAGAUAAGCCAGAAAUUCCCCAAAGCUGAUUUUGUCACUGUUCACAAACUUGUGAUGGACGUGGCUGACAUGCACAAGGACUGCUGCCGCGGAGACAUGCUGGACUGCAUGCAGGACAGGGAAGACAUUCUGCAGUAUGUCUGCAGCAACCAGCACAUCCUGUCCAGUAAGAUCCAGCAGUGCUGUGAACAGCCCCUGUUACAAAGGAGUGAAUGCAUCAUUCAUGUGGAAAAUGAUGACAAACCUGCAAACCUGUCCCCCCACGUCAGGGAGUUUAUUGAAGACAAAGGAAUAUGUGAACGUUUUGCCCAGGAAAAAGACACACACUUAGCCAGGUUUCUGUACGAAUACUCCAGGAGACACCCCGAAUUUUCUGCCCAGAUGCUUUUAAGGAUUGGCAAAGGCUACGAGGACCUGCUACAGGAGUGCUGCAUGCCUGGGGCUCCCAGCAGCUGCCUCAGCAGAGGGGAGGAAGAACUGAGGAAACAUAUUUACGAAACAGAAAGUGUCAUGAGGACAAGCUGCGACAUUUACAAUGAGAAAGGAGAUUACUAUUUCCAAAACGAGCUCCUCAUGAGCUUCACCAAGAAGAUGCCUCAGCUGACAUCUGCAGAGCUGAUCAAAUUCACCAAGGAAAUGACAACCAUCGGCUCCAAAUGCUGCCAGGUGGGCCAGGACAAGCUGCUGCCUUGUGCUGAGGAAAAUCUGGAUCUCGUGCUUGGGGAAAUCUGUAGGAGACACCUGGCUGACCCCAUAAAUCCUGGAGUUUGCCGCUGCUGCAGCAGCUCCUAUGCCUUCAGGAGGCCGUGCAUAGGAAAACUGGAGGUUGAUGAGAGUUAUGUGCCCUUGGCCUUGACUCCAGGGCUAUUUGCUUUCCAUGAAGACUUGUGCACCACAGAAGAGGAAAAGUUACAGCACAGGAAGCAGGAGAUGCUCAUCACCCUCCUCAAAUACAAGCCCCAGAUCAGCCCAGAGCAGCUGGGCUCCGUCACGGCCGCCUUCAGUGCCAUGAGGGAACAGUGCUGCGGAGAGGCAAACCCUGAGGCCUGCUUCCUGAAAGAGGGUCCAGAACUCAUCAAAAGGAGUGAGAAAAUGCUGUCGGCGUAAGGAGCUGCACAGUUCAUGGGAAGGUCCUCGCUGGACAAGUGACAUGAACUGCACAGGGAGCAUGUAAACCAAACCAAGUGACAAAAAGCCACAUUUAGUACACAGAGAGGCUGAAUCCCCAUAAGGAAAUCCACUGAAACAAUCAGCUAAGUGAUGGAAAUUCAAGGUUUGGCUGUGGCCACCAUCUUCUGGUAUGCAAUGUAAUUUUAUUACCCCAAAUAGUCACAGACCGAAACAAAGAAAGGCAUUUAAAAUCCUAAGCUUAUGAAGUGUAAGUGCAAAUGAGAUCAAAUUAGAGAAAAUCUGCCUGUAGCCACUUGUAAAUUACUUUUCAAUCACUGAAUAAUUAUUUUUGUAAUGCUGGCCUUGAACUACAGCAUAUAAACUCACCAAUAUGGCCUGCUCUGGCUUGUUGUAAUGUUGCCUUUAAACAGAGAAAGAUUAUCUUGGGCACCCCAAAUAAGGUGACAAAGAAAAAAAAGUUAAGUAAAAUGUCACAGAAAGGACAGGACAGGGACUGCUGAAGCACCUGGUCAGCAGGGAAAUGUACAAAUUCAGAUAGGAUACAGAUGGUAAUCACUGUUUCUGUGAUUAAUGGCUUGGGGUCCAAACUUGAGUGACCCCCAUUUCCUCUGUCACCUGUGUGUCCUUGCUGUGUUUCCUUGAAUGUCCCAUAAUACUUUGGAAUAAAUUCUUCUCCUGCUCU